This is a messenger RNA of Trachymyrmex cornetzi, 2850 nucleotides long. Its product is annotated as organic cation transporter protein. The transcript is spliced from 3 exons. Gene Ontology annotation, biological process: transmembrane transport. The record is from RefSeq and is a predicted model, not a curated record. Lineage: Eukaryota; Metazoa; Arthropoda; Insecta; Hymenoptera; Formicidae. Bases 583 to 2295 code for a protein of 570 amino acids. Gene Ontology annotation, molecular function: transmembrane transporter activity. Gene Ontology annotation, cellular component: membrane.
AUUUAUAGGCUCUCGAUUAUGGUCGUCGGUAAUUGAUAACGUAAUCGCCUUAUGCGAAACGCUUUUUCCGGAUGAGCUUCACGUCUUGCUGAGAAGAAUUUACUGGUCUAAGGGAAUUCACGCGGAAAAGAUCGAGCGUGAGUGACUGAUCGCGAGUGACGAUCGCGCGAGUGACUGUGUCGCGUGCAAGGGCAACCGCAAAUUUCGUUAAGUACUACAAAGUCUACUUGGAAGAAUCGUCCAAUCUCCUACAUUUAAGUUGGAGAACGGAAAAGUCAGUCGUUCUCCUCAGCUCGCCGGAGGACAUUAGACAUUAGCAAAGAUUCGCGCAGCCGCUCUCCCACUUUUUGCGAUCGAAACCAAUGCACCGGCAGAUUUAUCAAUCAUCGACACAGAAGCCAUCCGUUUGUCAUUCGUCGUGAUAUGCCAUUGUGAUCGAGAGGAAUUAUUCUUCAAGCGCUGCAUAAUUACAGCUAAAAUUAAGCAUAAACGCAUGCGGCAUCUCGAGGACGAUAAACGAUUUAAAUAGCCGCAAUAUCCGGCAAAAUAUCUGAAUAAAUUUUCCGAUUGCGAACGAACGAGAUGGCGAGCGUGGACAAAGAUCUCGAAGAGCUUAUGUCCCACCUGGGUGAAUUCGGUAAAUAUCAAUUCCGGCAGCAUUGCCUUCACCUAUUCGCCGCUCUUACGGCCGGUGUGCACAUGCUGUCUCUACUGACAGUCGCGGCGGUACCAGCGCAUCACUGCAACAUCCCUAAAGCGAACGAGUCAUUGACCAAGGAGCUGUUCAAUUUCACCACUCACAAUUGGAACAACUCGGACGUGCCUCUUCCACGUAAUCUCGAUAGCUGUCACUAUCUGGAUCACGACAACAUUAUCCGGGAAUGCGACUCGUGGACCUAUGACACAACAUACUUUCAGUCGUCACGCGGCAUGGAGUGGAACUUUGUUUGUUCGCGACGUUGGAUGAGCGCCGCGGCGCAAUCCUCGUACAUGUUCGGCGUGUUUGUGGGUGCGGUCACCCUCGGUAGCAUGGCAGACAAGUAUGGCAGGAAGAUCAUAUUCUACGUGUCUGCCGUGGCGCAAUUAGUGCUCGGAGUAUUGGUCGCCCUAGUAAAUAACUACUAUAUCUUUCUGAUAAUACGGUUUCUGUAUGGUAUUUUUGGUUCCGCUGGCGCGUACAUCACCGGAUUCGUGCUGACGAUGGAACUGGUGGGUUCGUCCAGAAGGACCGUGUGUGGCGUGUUGUUUCAAUUGAUCUUUGCCGCGGGUUUUGUAUUGGUGGCUGCAUGGGGCAUUGUACUCAAGGAUCGUAUGUGGCUCCAAAUCGUAUAUGGUUUGCACAGCGUAAUUCUGCUUGGCCACUGGUGGUGGAUGGACGAAUCGCCUAGAUGGCUGUGGGCACACAAUCGUGCCGCUGAGGCAAUCAUCAUCGUACAGAAAGGCUUAAAGGUGAACGGCAGUGACAUCCACGUGAACGCGGCCAAACUGAUCAGUAAAUCGAAAGUACAGCAUGAGACCAAGGAGGAAAAAUCACACGGUGCGUUGGAUCUCUUCCGAACACCGAAUCUCCGCAAAAAGAGUCUAAACAUCUGCUUCAAUUGGUUUGCCAAUUCGAUCGCUUAUUAUGGACUGACACUUAACAUGGGUAGUCUUGUCGGCAAUCCGUAUCUCAUGCUGUUCCUCAGUGGCGUGCUGGAAGUACCGGCGUACAUUGUAAUAAUAUUCACCAUGGAUCGCCUUGGCAGAAGAUUUCUAAUCAGUUCGUUUAUGAUGAUAGCCGGCGUGUGCUGCAUCUGCGCCGCCAUCAUCACCGGCACGACUGGCGACCUGGUGGCCAUGGCCACGGUCACGAUAGUGCUCGUAGGUAAGUGCUGUAUAGCCGGUUCGUUCGCCGUGGUGUAUAAUUACACAGCCGAGCUGUUCCCCACGGUGGUGAGAAAUACGGCGCUCGGUAUUGGUUCCAUGUGUGCACGUCUCAGCGGCUCUCUCACGCCGAUGAUCUUUCUGCUGGACACGCUGGACCCACGAGUACCAGCCGCACUCUUUGGCUUUGUCGCCCUGGUGGCGGGCUUCUUGGCGCUCUAUCUACCGGAAACGCUAAACCAAUCGAUGCCGGAAUCUAUCGAGGACGGUGAGAACUUUGGUAUAGGUGAUACCUGCUUCACUACCUGCAUAGGCGGAAGAGCGAAAGUUGCCAUGAGCGAAGUCACGAUGGACAAGAUACCCAAGAAAGACGAAAAGGAGAAGUUGAAUGGACAGAAUUAUCAUCGGGUUUCCCGUGAAUGUCCAUGGUAGAAGUGAUUAAAGAUUCUAGCUGCUAUGUUCACGUUCGAAGAAAAUUCUUAUGAAACGCUAGAAUAAUUUGAGAGAGAGAGAGAGAGAGAGAGAGAGAAGGAGUCAACGAGGGAAUAAAUUUGUUGACAUCCCCGACUUAUCUCGCUACCUUUAGUGAGAUGAACCGACUAGAACCAACCGAGUUGAGGGUUAUGCGAGAUAAUGGGAAGGACGCGGGGGGAUUUAGAGCCCACUAUGAUCCUAAUGGCAAGGAUGCAAUUCAAAGAAGAUCUUCCGGGAGAACGCGGGAGAUCUUCGGUUCUGAUGAAACCGCCGACUCACCCCUCUCUUCCUAGCUAAUGGAAAAAGUUUGUCGCCCGGUCCAACGCUUUUCCAAUCAUAAAGUUUGAAAAAUGGUCACGUCUUGUUAUCCGUGGAUUUUUUUUUUACUAUACAAAAUUGACGAUAGUAACAAAAAGUCUUGUCUCCUUAGAAAAUUUCGCAAAGUUCUCGCCGGACACUUCAAGUUGUUUUUUAUUUUAUAACUGAUAUUAUUAUAACGUAUUAUGUGCAUUU